UGUACAAAAAAGUGGUUGAGGUGUUUUUGUUUUUAAUGUGAUGGUUGUGAAUGAUCACCACUCAAACACCCGCAUGUUUUUGAUAACUGUCAAACAAGUAUCUGCUGAGGCGGUGGUAAGAUAAGCAACUUUAAUCGACGCUAAACUCUGGCUGAUGGAUGAGCGGGUUUUAGACUUAUUUGGCUCAGGAAAUGGACAAGGUUCUGGAUGUCAAGCUGUUGGGUCUGUUAAAGCUGGAAAUGGCUUUGGGUUAGCGCCCAAAAAGCCUUCGUUGAAAAGUAACAAGAAAGCAAAAGCCCGGUUUGCUCGAAACUUCAAGCCAAGCAACAACACUCCGUAUCUACCUCCAGAGGCUGAAGAGGGAAACAUAGAGUAUAAGCUGAAGCUGGUGAACCCGACGCAAUACCGCUUUGAGCAUCUGGCCACACAAAUGAAAUGGCGUUUGCAAGAGGGUCGUGGCGAAGCAGUCUAUCAAAUUGGCGUUGAGGAUAAUGGCAUGCUUGUGGGACUGUCUGAUGAAGACAUGUGCGCUUCAUUGAAGACCCUCCAUAGGCUAGCAGAGAAGGUCGGCGCUGACAUCACUCUUCUCAGAGAGAGAGAGGUGGACUAUGACGCUGACAUACCUCGUAAGAUUGCUGAAGUUCUCAUUCGCAAAGUGCCAGACAACCAGCAGUUCUUGGACCUGCGAGUAGCUGUACUGGGUAACGUGGACUCAGGAAAGUCCACUCUGCUGGGUGUUUUGACACAAGGAGAGCUGGACAAUGGACGGGGGCGAGCAAGACUGAAUCUUUUCAGGCAUCUCCACGAGAUCCAAUCGGGACGCACCUCGAGCAUCAGCUUUGAGAUCCUCGGCUUUAACAGUAAAGGGGAGGUUGUGAAUUACAGCGAGUCCCGGACAGCGGAGGAGAUUUGUGAGAGCGCCUCUAAAAUGAUCACGUUUAUUGAUCUGGCUGGUCACCACAAAUACCUGAAGACCACCAUCUUUGGGCUCACUGGCUACUGUCCUGAUUUCGCUAUGCUGGUCGUCAGUGCGAAUACUGGCAUUGCCGGUACAACACGAGAGCAUCUUGGGCUUGCCAUGGCUCUAAAGGUGCCUAUAUUUAUCGUCGUCAGUAAGGUGGAUCUGUGCACGCAGACCACUGUGGACCGAACUGUGCGUCAGCUGGAGCGCGUGCUGAAGCAGCCGGGUUGCAACAAAGUGCCUAUGGUCAUCCACAGCACAGACGACGCCGUCACAGCAGCACAACAGUUUGCCCAGUCACCCAAUAUCACGCCUAUAUUCACAUUGUCCAGUGUGUCUGGAGAAAGUCUGGACUUGCUCAAGGUCUUCUUCAACAUCAUCCCUCCCCUCAGCAACAGCAAGGAGCAGGAGGAGCUUAUGCAACAGCUCACUGAGUUUCAAGUGGAUGAGAUCUACACAGUGCCUGAAGUGGGAACUGUGGUGGGCGGUACUCUGUACAGUGGUAUUUGCCGUGAAGGAGAUCAUCUCGUGGUAGGACCUACAGACUCCGGCCAGUUCCACAACCUGAUUGUUGGAAGCAUACAGAGAAACCGCUCGGCAUGCAGAGUCCUGAAGGCAGGUCAGGCUGCUACACUGGCCCUGGGGAACUUCGACCGGUCACUACUACGCAAGGGUAUGGUGAUGGUGAGUCCAGAGAUGGAUCCUACUAUCUGCUGGCUGUUUGAAGCCGAAAUCGUGCUGCUCUUCCACACCAAGACCUUCCGCAAAGGCUUUCAGGUUACGGUACACAUUGGCAACGUGAGACAGACUGCAACAGUGGAAGCAGUACACGGCAAGGAGGAGUUGCGGACAGGCGAAAAGGCGGUGGUUCGCUUCAGGUUCAUCAAGCACCCAGAAUACUUAAAAGUGGGAGCUAAGCUGCUCUUCAGACAAGGUGUGACCAAAGGUAUCGGGCACAUCACCAACUUGCAACCAGUCGCCCACUACCAACCAUCAUGCAACGGAGAUGAGGCAGUGUAGAGCACAGUGGCGUUUUGUGUACAGUCUUUGUCUUCAUUCAGAACCUUCCUCUACAAAUCAUUGUUCUGAUCCGUGCACAUUAAGACACUUUUCACUGCCCGGUCUUCACCAGUAUCCUUCCAUAUGAUGUUUUUCAGCUUUUUUUUAACAAACUGUUCAUGUUUUAAUAAGCUUUCAUGUGUCGAAUGUUUGAGUGUUGUGAUUUGUGACUGAUACGAGCCAACGCCAUCAUAUGUUGUGCAGCAUUAUUUUAUGUGAAGCUGUCAAGAGCAGUUUCAGCGCAGGUUCUCAUAUGUUGAGGAACUUGCUUUCUCACACCUUCACUUAAGUGCUCCUUAACAUAGUUAAACCUGACAUGCAGUUCUCGAACCACUUGCACUGAAGCAUACACUCAACUCAUGGAACAUAGCGUUAGCGUAUAGUUUACAUGUUCACAAAUUUUAAAGUGUGAGAUGUUUGAACAUUAGGGUGUAACCCAUUUCACCAGAGUGCGUGUUCCACCCAGAAUGGUGCUUACUUAGUUUAACAAAG
Thalassophryne amazonica is the source of this 2512-nucleotide messenger RNA. RefSeq names its product GTP-binding protein 2-like. Gene Ontology annotation, biological process: translational elongation. The record is from RefSeq and is a predicted model, not a curated record. Bases 155 to 1981 code for a protein of 608 amino acids. Gene Ontology annotation, molecular function: GTPase activity; GTP binding; translation elongation factor activity. The transcript is spliced from 12 exons. Lineage: Eukaryota; Metazoa; Chordata; Actinopteri; Batrachoidiformes; Batrachoididae.